Messenger RNA from Struthio camelus australis, 1908 nucleotides. The record is from RefSeq and is a predicted model, not a curated record. Lineage: Eukaryota; Metazoa; Chordata; Aves; Struthioniformes; Struthionidae.
CUAGGGGAUGAGCCCUCAGCAGAGCGGUGGUCUGAAUUUCUGUGGAAUCUCGCAGGAACGUGCUCUCGCUGUGCAAGGAGUUGCAGCUCGGAGAUGCUUAAUUACUGCGGAACUUACCUUAUGGAAAAGAUGGUGAAAACUGAAGCGUCAGUCAUGCAUUACUGAGUGAAGUUCUGACUUUUGGAUAAAGUCUCCGAAAUUUUCAACUGAACUCUCACCUAUCAACACUGGCAAAUAUUCACAAGAUUUACCACACCCUCAAUAGGCUGCUGUUGCUGGAACUAUGCAUACAGCUUCUGGCUGUACACUGCAGAUCUAGUGGAAAAGGCACUGUCCAAAAAAAGGGAAUCUGACGGAGGACGUUGGUCAAGACGAGCACCAGACAGGAAGUCUUCGAUCUUGCAGUUCAUCAGACUGCUUUAGUAAAGUGAUGCCUCCAAGGAAAAAGAGGAGACCUGCAGCAGGAGAUGAUUUAUCUGCUAAGAAAAGUAGACAUGAUGGUAUGUAUAGAAAAUACGAUUCAACUAGAAUAAAAGCAGAGGAAGAAGUCUUUUCAAGUAAGAGAUGCUUAGAAUGGUUCUAUGAAUAUGCAGGCACUGAUGACGUUGUAGGACCAGAAGGUAUGGAGAAAUUUUGUGAAGACAUUGGAGUUGAACCAGAAAAUGUAGUUAUGCUUGUACUAGCAUGGAAGUUGGAUGCACAGAACAUGGGUUACUUUACAUUACAGGAAUGGUUGAAAGGAAUGACAUCACUACAAUGUGAUACCACAGAAAAAUUGAGGAACUCUUUGGAUUACUUGAGGUCUUUGUUAAAUGAGCCUACCAAUUUUAAACUUAUUUAUAGAUAUGCAUUUGACUUUGCAAGGGAAAAGGACCAGCGCAGCCUAGAUAUCAAUACUGCCAAGUGUAUGUUGGGGCUUCUUUUAGGAAAAACAUGGUCUCUUUUUCCAGUAUUUCACCAGUUUCUAGAGCAGCAAUCGAAAUACAAAGUCAUCAAUAAGGACCAAUGGUGUAACGUGCUUGAAUUCAGCAGAACAAUUAACCUUGACCUCAGUAAUUAUGAUGAAGAUGGAGCCUGGCCAGUGUUGCUGGAUGAGUUUGUGGAAUGGUAUAAAGGAAGACAGAUGACAUAGGAGUUUAACUAUGCACAGCCACUCAAGAGUCACUGUUACCACAGUUAUGUCAACCAUUAGCCAUAAACUGCUGUUUGUAUCGAAGUGCAUGCUGCUUUUCUUGCACUGUAUCCCUCUUGCAGGGAACUUUUGGUGUUUGCUAUUUAACAAGCCAGCUAUGCUUGCUGUGUAGCAUUGUUCUCUUUGAAGGCUGCUUUGCAUUCUGUAUUUACACUACAAAAUAGUGAACUUGCCAGCGUCUUCACUGUGAUUAUGUGUAUAUUGCUGUCUAAAUUUUGUAUAUGUAUAUAAAAAAAAGCUUCACCUAGGGAUUAUUUCAGCAGAAAUGUAUUGUAAAAAUUAAUUUUGUGGCAUAUUUCUAAUCACUUAUGUGUUCAUUGAAACUUCAGUUAUUUUGUUUUUCUUUUGGUCUCAAAUGUAGCAUUUCAGAAAAUGAAAUGGGACAGACUGCUUGGACAUAGUUACCAUGAAGAACUAUUGUCAGUUUUAAUGUUACUGUUUGAGAUGCCAGUUUCUGAGGGGAGAAGAUUUGCUGUGACUUUCUUCAGGGGAAUUCGCCAAACACGACCUUUUGCUUAAUAGGAAUGAAACGUCAGUGUCUUAAAAGUUAUAUACACACACACACGUAUAUAUAUAUAUGUAAAAACACUGUAAUAGUUGUACAUGCCACAGAUGAUUUCUAUUUGAAGAAGAAAGUACUGACUUUUUAAUGUUAAAACCGCAGUAGUUUCAUUACAGGUACAAAUGAACAAAUUAAAGUACCUUUUAAAAAUGGA